GGGAACUGUCAUCAACUGAACAUUGGAACAUUUCCAUCUUCAAGGACUGGAGUUCACAGCAUAAGACUAAAAGUCUAACACGGACAAAGUUUCAGGACCUUCCUUAAAGACCGGGGACAAGAUGGCCAUGGAUCCUCAGACCAACGUUACAUUUCCAUCUAACGUCUCCGCUUUGGUUCUGAAUGACACGACAAACUGUAGUGGAUGUCCUGCCAUGAACGCGGCGAUCAGGAACAAUCAUACGGCCACGAACAUAACUCAAACCGGCGCCUUCCCCUACUCUCUGGGUGGCGGCAUUGCCGUUGGAUUCACCGUAUCCUCCGUCAUGUUUCUCAUUAUAGUUGGUAAUAUCCUUGUGUGUGUGGCGGUAGGGAUAGAGAAGAAACUCCAAAUCCAUCAAAACUUCUUCCUAGUUUCCCUAGCGGCAAGUGACAUUAUGUUGGGUGUUAUGAUCAUGCCGUUCUCGCUUGUUUACGAAAUCAUGGGUUACUGGGUGUUUGGGCAGGUGUGGUGCGACAUGUGGCUAGCCUUGGACGUGUUCUUCUGCACGGCGUCCAUCUUCAACCUGUGUCUCAUCGCCAUCGAGCGCCACCGCUGCGUCACCAACCCAACCGCCUCCAUGGGUGGGAGCAAGAGGCGACAACUGUACCUCAUCGUGGGAGCUUACAUCGCGGCAGCCGCCGUCUCUCUCCCUCCACUGUUUGGGUGGAAGGAGGUCCAGCAGCCGAAGGGUGGCCUCCCACAGUGCCCGCUGCGCGUCAACCCCGGAUACGUCUUGUUCUCCAUCACCAUGAGCUUUUACAUCCCCUUGGCAGUUAUGAUCAUAGCCUAUGUCCGUCUGUUCCAGGCCACCCGCGCCCAAUUCAGGAAGAAGCUCGGCGCCCCACGACAAGACACCAGCGCUACUUCAACCCCCACCGUCACUCCCUCCUGCUCCCGCAAUAACCUGACACAAAUCACCACCAUCGCCCCAUCGGGUCCUGUUAGUUGGUCAAGCAAGAAGCCAAACAAACUGCAGUUUCACAUGAAACUGAACGAACCAAUCGGCACGACAAAUGCAGGCAUCAGCCAAGUAAACGGCACACCCGAAAAGGCCGCCACAGCCACUAACCCGAUUCCUCCCCAGCCCUCCCCGCUAAAGGCAGCAGAUGUCAACAAGCACAAGGAUAAGAAAGAUCCUGCGGGCCUGAGAAUCCGCCACAGUCGAGCACGGCACGUACAGUCCAAGGAACGCCGUUUUACUCUCAUUAUCGGACUGGUCAUGGGAGCUUUCAUCAUUUGCUGGUACCCGUUCUUUCAACUCUAUCCUAUCAAAGUACUGUGUAAAACGUGCCAUGUUCCUGACGAACUGUUCGGUUUCUGGUUCUGGGUCGGCUACUGCAACAGCGCGCUAAACCCCAUCAUUUAUACCGUGUUUAACGUGGACUUCAGGAAAGUUGUGGUCCGGAUUCUCACAUGUGGAAAACGUGGGGCCAGUCGGCCCUAAGCAGAGAAUCAUCGUCACACGGCCUGAACUAGAACUAAAACGUUACACAUGCAGAUUUCUGAUGAAUCGUAAGCCAAAGCCAAAGUACGUGUUAACACAGAAAGCGAUUGAAGGAAAGGAAUACUACAUUACUAUUGUACAAAUUAUCAUCGAUUGUACACACACAGACACACAGACACACAAAGCACA
Molecule: messenger RNA, 1675 nt
Organism: Branchiostoma floridae (Florida lancelet)
Lineage: Eukaryota; Metazoa; Chordata; Leptocardii; Amphioxiformes; Branchiostomatidae
Product: alpha-2C adrenergic receptor-like
Exons: 1
Coding region: 122-1486 (454 amino acids)
Biological process (GO): adenylate cyclase-activating adrenergic receptor signaling pathway
Cellular component (GO): membrane
Molecular function (GO): G protein-coupled receptor activity
Source: RefSeq, a predicted model, not a curated record